Phycodurus eques (leafy seadragon) is the source of this 7879-nucleotide messenger RNA. It is a transcript of the gene diaph2, whose product is annotated as diaphanous-related formin 2. Gene Ontology annotation, molecular function: microtubule binding; small GTPase binding; actin binding. Gene Ontology annotation, cellular component: cytoplasm; actin filament. Gene Ontology annotation, biological process: actin cytoskeleton organization; actin filament polymerization. The record is from RefSeq and is a predicted model, not a curated record. NCBI's taxonomy places the organism in Eukaryota, Metazoa, Chordata, Actinopteri, Syngnathiformes, Syngnathidae. The transcript is spliced from 31 exons. The coding region runs from base 345 to 3782 and encodes 1145 amino acids.
GCGGGAGGUAGCGUGAGCCUGGCAUUCAAGUCUGGUUGCGCCGAUCUUGACCAGGAUGGGAUACUAGAGCGACAAAGAAGAAUUAAUGCUGAACGGAUACCACGCCUCUUCAUCUUUAAAGCGACACCCCAUCCACACGGAUACUACUUUUCGCAACACUUCCACUUAUUAGUUUUUAUUUUUCUUUUAAACCGAAUGGAUAUGGAAAAGACUUAACCUGGAUGGUGUUGCCAAGUGACUCGUUGACAAGAGCUUACGAGUGAAGUUUGCCAACUUUGUUGUUGUCGCGGCGGAGUUCUUGUGAAUUCAUUCGAGAAGGGAAUUUAUACAAUUUUGGAGGCACAAUGGAUCAAGCAAGUGGUGGGGACGACCCCAAUAAAGCUUCUAAAAAGAAGUCCAGCGAGGAUGAAGGCAGAAACAAAAAGCUGAACAUACACAUAAAAACAUUGGCUGAUGAUAUGCGUGAUCGCAUUACCAGUUUCCGAAAGACGGGAAUGAAGAAGGAAAAGCCUCUCAUACAGCACCCGACGGACCCCCUCUCCAACCACACUGAACUGCCCGUUCCUCAGCCCCUUUUCGACGACCGCUCCAUGAACCUCUCGGAAAAGGAGAUCAUUGAUCUCUUUGAGAAGAUGAUGGAGGACAUGAAUCUGAAUGAAGAGCGAAAGGCACCGCUUCGCGGGAAGGACUUAAGUACCAAACGGGAGAUGGUGGUCCAGUACAUCUCAGCCACUGCCAAAUCUAUAACUGGGAGCAAAGUUGCGGGAGGACUGAGGAACAGCAAGCACGAAUGUACACUCUCGUCCCAGGAAUAUGUCCAUGAGCUUCGGUCUGGUAUCACAGAAGACAAGCUGCUCAAUUGCCUCGAGUCACUCCGAGUUUCUCUCACCAGUAACCCUGUCAGUUGGGUUAAUAACUUUGGACAUGAGGGUCUUGGACUUCUUCUGGAUGCACUGGAGAAGCUCUUGGAUAGGAAACAGCAAGAGAACAUUGAUAAACGGAAUCAGCAUAAACUUAUUCAAUGCUUGAAGGCUUUCAUGAACAACAAGUAUGGGCUGCAAAGGAUCUUGGGAGAUGAACGCAGCCUGUUGUUACUGGCGCGAUCCAUCGACCCCAAACAGACCAGUAUGAUGACCGAGACUGUCAAGAUCCUGUCGGCAUUCUGUAUCAUCGGCGAGGAAAACAUCCUGGAUAAGAUUCUGGCCGCCAUGACUAUUGCUGCAGAGCGGAAUAAUAAAGAGAGAUUUGCUCCAAUUGUGGAAGGACUGGAGAACCACGAUGCCCAACAGCUUCAGGUGGCUUGCAUGCAGUUCAUCAACGCGUUGGUUACCUCCCCGGAUGACUUGGACUUCCGGGUACAUCUGCGGAAUGAGUUCCUAAGAUGUGGCCUCAAAAAGAUCCUGCCUGAGCUCAAAGAAACGGAGGAGCUGGACAUCCAGCUCAAGGUCUUCAAUGAGAACAAGGAGGAGGACUCCAUCGAACUCUCCCAUCGCCUGGACGACAUUCGGGCCGAGAUGGAUGAUAUGAAUGAGGUGUAUCAUCUCUUAUCCAACAUGGUGAAAGACACGGGUUCCGAGGCCUACUUACUGUCCAUCCUGCAACACUUGCUGCUCAUCAGGAAUGACUACUACAUCAGGCCUCAGUACUACAAGGUGAUUGAAGAAUGCGUCUCCCAGAUGGUACUGCAUCGAAGCGGGAUGGAUCCCGACUUUGGCUACAGUCGACGAUUGGAUGUGGACUUCACCCAUCUAAUCGAUCAGUGUGUGGACAAAUCCAAAGUUGAAGAGAGUGAGCAGAAAGCUGCCGAGUACUCCAAAAAGUUUGACGAGGAGUUCAGCGCACGGCAGGAGGCCCAGGCUGAAUCUCAAAAGAAAGAGGAGAGAAUCAGAGAGUUGGAGGGCAAGAUCCAGGCCCUGGAGUCUCAGUUAACUAUUGAAAGUGACAAGUUCAAAGAGGCUCAGAGACUCAUCAGGGAAUCUGAAGCCAAGAUUGCAGCUGGUACAGCUGUGCCUGGAGCGCCACCUCCGCCGCCACAACCGGGAGGUGCCGCAGCGCCCCCUCCUCCACCGCCUCUGCCGGGCGGCUGUCCUCCACCGCCACCCCCUCCCCUGCCCGGCCAUGCUGCCGCUCCACCGCCUCCGCCGCCUCCUCCUCCUCCUCCGGGCGGGGGUCCUCCCCCUCCUCCGCCACCGCCCGGGUGCGGGCCCCCGCCACCUCCACCUUUCUUUGGGGGCCCGGGUGGACCUCCACCACCUCCUUCACUUCCUGUCCUCAAACUCCCAUACGGACUUCAGCCCAAGAACGUUUACAAGCCUGAGACGGUGAUGAAGAGAGUCAACUGGAACAAGAUAGUGCCGCAGGAAAUGGCGGAGAAUUGCAUCUGGAUCAAAGUGAAAGAAGAGAAGUUUGAGAAUCCUGACCUGUUUGCUCAGCUCUCUCACUGUUUCUCGUCACAGAGCAAAGUGAAAAAGGACACAAAAGACGAGCCUGACGACAAAAUGACACAGUUUAAGAAGAAGGCAAAGGAGCUUCGCAUUUUGGAUGCCAAGACUGCGCAGAAUCUAUCAAUUUUCUUGGGCUCGUUCCGCCUGCCUUAUGAAGAGAUCCGAGACAUUGUGCUUCAGGUGGACGAGGAACGACUAAGCGAGUCACUCAUCCAGAACCUGAUAAGAAACCUGCCGGAGCAGAACGAGCUGUCGUCGCUAGCUGAACUGAAGAGUGAAUAUGAAGAGCUCGUGGAGUCGGAGCAGUUUGGCAUUGUGAUGAGUUCGGUCAAGCUCCUGCGGCCGCGUCUCAAUGGCAUCCUUUUCAAGUUGACGUUUGAGGAGCAAGUGAGCAACAUUCGACCCGACAUCAUGAACGUGACAUUUGCCUGUGAGGAGGUGAAAAAGAGCGAAGGCUUCAGGAAGCUGCUGGAGUUGGUGCUGCUGGUCGGCAACUACAUGAACGCGGGCUCCAGAAACGCCCAGACGUUUGGCUUCAACGUCAACUUCCUUUGCAAACUGCGAGACACCAAAUCGAUCGGUCAGAACACCACGCUGCUUCAUUUUCUGGCUGAGAAAUGUGACGAGGCAUACCCAGAGAUUUUGAGAUUUCCAGAGGAACUGGAGCAUGUGGAGAGUGCCAGCAAAGUGUCUGCUGAAAUUCUCAAAAGCAGUCUGACCACCAUGGAGCGCCACAUUGUGAGGCUGGAGAACGACAUUGAGAACUUCCCCAAAAGCGACGACCCGCAAGAUAAGUUUGUGGAAAAAAUGUUUGGCUUCUGCAAACAUUCGCGGGAGCAGUACGAGAAGCUGUCCAUCAUGCACAAGAACAUGCAGAAGCUCUACGAGAAUACAGGUAGUUACUUCGCAUUCGACCCGCAAGUCCUCAGUGUGGAGGACUUCUUCGGAGACCUGUCCAACUUCCGCAUCCUCUUUUUGGAAGCCGUGAAAGAGAACCACAAGAAGAGGGAGAUGGAGGAGAAGAUCAAGAGAGCCAGGCUGGCGAAGGAAAAAGCUGAGCGCGAGAAGCAGGAGCGCCAGCAGAAGAAGAAAAAGCUGAUUGACAUGAACAAAGAGGGAGAUGAAACUGGAGUGAUGGACAGCUUGAUGGAAGCUCUGCAGUCAGGAGCAGCCUUCCGUGAUCGACGAAAACGAACGCCACGAAACGGUGAUCAAAGUCCUUCCAGUCCAGGUUCUCGCUGGCCGACUGCAAACUAUGGUUACAGAACCCUAGACAACCGACGUGCAGUCCUCGAAAGGUCCCGCUCACGCCACAACACAAACCACCAAGCCCGAUGAUGCCCAAGUGAUCGCCAAAGAACACCCGGAUGACUUCCCAAACACCCUGUCACUGUGUCGUGCAUUCAUGCAAAAACAAAAAAAAAACAACGAAACAGCAACAUCAAGUCAUUCAUGGCUUAGACAUUUUAAGUUACUCUGAAAUAUUGUCAUCUUUUAAAUCACAGGGGGAAAAAAAGAUUUUCAGGCUGAUGGUGCUCUGCUGCUUAUAUGAAAACACUUCCACCAAGGACAACAGCAUCAUCGUGUCAAAAAAGACGGAGUGCUUUUAACAAAACCCCAUCAGCUUUUGAAAAGGCAAUUCAACAGCCAAGUUGGAAGAAGCCGUAGCUAGACAAACACAAGCUACUUACUGACUGUCAUCUGUAAGAGUGUAUAGUACGUGAGUUAUCCCACAAAGCUACGAGAAAGCUGGCCGCUGUCCAUGCCGAUACUUCAUAGCAUGUGACUCACACAGUUUCAUUUUGACGCCAUACAUUUUAUUUUUUUACUGUACUGUGUUUCCUUAGGCUUGACACAUUUUUCUCAACUCCAUGUUUUUUCAGGUCAGUUUUAUGAAGGAGUAUUUAUGUGGGGCUCCGCGGUAAUUGCCGUAGCCCGCCAAGUGAGUGUGAUUGCUUUGAAAAGCCCCCCUUUCCAAUAGACUGUACCUGCUCAGUUUCCUCUGGUGCGAGGAAACUGCUCUGACAUCACUAGUGUCAUCAUGGGGAAUAUGUUCAAGAGCCCCCCGCAGUAGGCGAAAAUCUGCAAUAUAGACCUUUUAAAAGAAAUAUUUUAUUGUAGUUUUACCCUUCCCACACAUUUUAAACGCAAACCUAUUUUUUAAGUAUUCAUUUAUGCCUGUCUUUACUCUCUCACAAAAAUCUGAAAAUAAGAGGAAAUGUGUGCUUGCUUCAAGCGGUUUAUUUGUCGCUCCCAGUUGAAGUUUACUGUAAAACUGACACCUAAAAUAGAAUUAAACACCAAAAUAUUUUUUCCAAACCUGAUAAUAUUGUCUAAUGAAAGUCUGCUAGCUUAAUGCUAACAUAGAGUACAAUGUGAAAAGCCAUGAGUCGGAUGUCUGAAAUUAGCAUAGCUGUUACAAUAAUUCUACCCCUUCAAAAAACCUCAAUUUAAACAGAUGGGGAACAACAAGACCAGAGCGUACAACAAAAUACUAAAAGGCAUAUAGAAUCUCUGCGCAGGAGGAACAACUAUUACCGGAGCUAAGCUCCUUCUCUGGCUCUUCUUCUCGCUCUUAACUAUGCUGCAUGUCGACCAGUAGACAUCAGUGCUGCGGCAUGGCAUGGUACUUCACUGAAGUCAUGCAACGCUACAUUCAGAUUUGCCUCUCUGCUGUAAAAACCCAUAAAAGAUGACUGCUGAAAAAGCUGUGAUAUAGCAGUGGUUCUAAAUGUAAACCCGCUAUCACGUUUGCAUUCUAAUAACUGAAAAGCAACCUCACCUGACCGGUCAGUCUCUACAGCACCCAGCACAUGCUUUAAAUUCAAUUCAAUCACAACUACCGCAAGUAUAGUACAUUGCUAGAAAGCAAUAUGAGCUGCUUUUAAAUAACAAAAAGAAACAUUUGCUGCCAUCUCCAAUUACAAACAUUAAGCGUGUGCUCUAUUGCAGUUAUACAGUGGGUACGGAAAGUAUUAAGACCCCCUUACAUUUUUCAGUCUUUCUAUUGCAGGCAUUUGCUAAAAUCAUUUCAGUUCAUUUUUUUUUCUUCAUUAAUGUACACACAGCACCCCAUAUUGACAGGGGGGAAAAACAGAAUUGUUGACAUUGUUGCUGAAAUGAUUUUGGCAAAUGGCUGCAAUAUAACAAAGACUGAAAAUUUCAAGGGGUCUGAAUACUUUCCGUACCCAAUGUAUAUCGGGACCUCCGUGUGAACUGCCCCUGCUAUAGUUGAGCUCUAUCUCGUCAUAAGUCUGUUGGCUACCAUUAAUUUGAGAGAAAUCAUGCUGUUGCGACUGCAUACUCAUGUUUGAAGUUGUGUUUAUGUUGCUAGAUCGUAGAAAACUUUAUUCAUUUUAGUAGUUCAAUUCAAAAAGUGAAACUCAUAUAGAUUGACUACACAACUUGAGUGAAAUGUUGCAUGAUUUUAUCUUUUAUAAUUUGGAUGAUUAUUAUUUACUGCUAAAGAAAACUCACAUUUCAUCUUAAGAACAUAUAUUCCUACUAUACUAUAGAAUAUUACUACGGGUGCGACCCGAAUAAAAAUACAAAAAUAAUUUGAGGCUUUAUAAUGAGUUAAUCUUGAUUGGACACAUUUUAAUUAAAUAACAAUAUUUGUCCUAAAUAGCAACAUGGUUUAAUUUAAAUGGAUUUUAGUGGACGACUGAAUCCAAUAAUUGACACAGACAGGAAUAUUGUUAACUCUGGAAAAAUGCAUUUAAUUGCAUUUCCAUACAAAACAGAAGAAAAACUAAUUGAAAAUUGGCCCAAAUUAAGCAGAUCUAAAGUUAAAGUUCCAUUUUAAAACGGUUUUUUUACAAUAGUAUUAUUGCCUUUAAUUGUUUUCUGUGUGGCAGUUAAAAAGUUGGAUCAGUGCUUUGAAAACUCCUUUUUGCACAAUUUGCACAAAACCACUCUUAUCAAGCUUUCCAUUGGGUAUUUUUAAUUUUUUGAUGAAAUUUGCAUCCCCAUCAGUCUGCAACGCUGUUUCAUCCAAUUCUUCCAUUUUGGUAGCCGAGGUCUGACGUGUGCAUCCGUGUAAUCGGUGUACCAGGAAAUCAUGCACUAACAAAAGUUCUCCGCUGUUUGGAACACAAAAUGUGAUUAAAGUGUUAAUUUUUUUUAACAAAUUAAUUUGUUUGGAAUGUAUCGCGAUUGUUGCAUGAAAGUCCCACCCUUAAAGACCUUACAUAAAAACACUCAAAAUUAACUAGUUUUUUUUGUUUUUGUUUGUUUGUUAAAACAAUAUUCUCAUUAAUUCAAAUGCACCUGUGUAACCCCAAAUCUUAUUUCUAAUCUAGGAAUGAGUGGCCAGUAGUAGUUUACCCAAUCUGUAACUGUAUCGAUAGAAAUCGUAGCUGGUAGUACGAGGGUUUAAAAGCCGAAACACAUCCGUAGUAUCGCCCUGACAACCAGGGUCAAUACUGUGUAGUGGAAAAGGGGCUGUAGUCUGGUUCAUUUGGUUAAGUGUGAACACUUUCACCAAAACCUCGGCGUACACCAAACAAGCCGGCCGUGGCCACUUGGAAGACUGUUCUCAGUUUGUAUACGGUUUUAAUGGCUACGUUGUUUUUAAAAAAAAAAAAAAAAGGCAUUUUGAAAUUAAUCAGCCAAAUGCAGCAUGUAUGUUUUGGUCCGGACCAGAGUACUGAGUACAAGUGUGAACGAAGUAGGUUUACUCUGGUCUGAAUCAUUUCAUGGAUUUUUAAAAUAUUCCCGCCAGAUUUGAUAAAACAUGGAGUAAACUUUUCUAAAUGACUUUUCUUACUAUCUGGACAAUCUAACUCUCUGGUAACUGCAUACAUGCUAAACCGUGCUGAUAUUAAACAUGCUGAUUUAUUAACUCAUCUAUUAAUGCUUCUUCUAGUUUAUUUCCCAUUUGGAUCAAAUUGUGUUUACAUCACUUUCUCACAGCAACCAAACUGCACCACAGUUCAUUUGAAAUUUCUUCCAGGUGGUCUCAUACGGUUUAUGCGGUUUCAAACCACGUUCCACCCAAUGAACAAACCGCACCAUGGGGGAAAACUAACAAGACUUCAAUUAAAAUGGACUAAAAGGUGCUAGUAUGUAAACAUCCAAAGCCAUGCAAGAUUUUGUUCAUGGAGGUUUUCCUCUCUCAUUCGAUUUGUGUACAAUUUGUGGGGAUUCGCUUCUUAUAUCCGAGCAAGUACCCUAUUCAUUUUGAUAAUGUUCCCUCACAAGACAGGUAAAAGUUGAGUAAUGGGGGCCUUAAGGUGUAACCAUUAUAAUUUUGUAACAUUUUCAUGUAAAACAAACACCUGUUAAUUUUCCCAUUUCCCAUUUUUCUUGAAACAGUACUUUAAAACAAUGCCUGCUUAAUUAAGCUUCUAAACAGCCUGCAUCUUAUACCACUGAACAAAAUGCACCAUGUUUUUAGGCGAUUGUGAGCCACAGGGCAUAUUUUAUGCAUAGAU